Molecule: messenger RNA, 339 nt
Organism: Protopolystoma xenopodis
Lineage: Eukaryota; Metazoa; Platyhelminthes; Monogenea; Polystomatidea; Polystomatidae
Source: the annotation of a GenBank genome assembly
AUGCUCCCCACCUCAGAUGCUCAGGCAGUACUUCGAAUGUGUGACAACCUAAAAUUGGAAGCUCGGUUAAAGACAACCCGCCUAACCCUGGCCCGUUUCCUGCUGAUGGCUCGACGUGGAUACCGGGACCCACCCUACCACAACUGGACGCAUGCAUAUACGGUGGCCCACUUCAUUUAUCUAUGCCUGCGCCGAUUGCCGCUGAUGGAGAAUCAACUAACCGAGCUGGAAGCAAUCGCAAUAUUUGUUGCUUCUCUCUGUCACGACAUUGAUCACCGAGGCACCAACAAUUCGUUUCAGGUGAAAAUACUUAAAAAGGCCUCUGGUGGCAGUUGCUAA